CUCCUCAACUACCACUACCACCUCUUCGAGCGACGCAAUGGCUAGUAAUUAUCCCGUACCUCCGCCAUCGUAUUCCAACAAUAAGGACCUCACCUCUGUCUCGUCCGACGAAGAGGCGCAGCAGCCGCUUCUGCGCCCCCAGGCUGGGCCCAGUGCAGGCAUGGGAGGAUACUACGAUCAACCACUGGCUGGCGACGUUCCUGACGACUUCAAGUACGGAACAACCGUCGCUGACAGCGCGGUUGAAAUUAGGAACGCGUUCGUUCGCAAAGUCUAUACCAUCCUCUUCAUCCAGAUCCUUGCCACUUGCAUUGUUGCCGGCGGAAUCGCUUCCUCCGACGAUGCAAUCUUCUGGGUCGUGACGCAUCAAUGGUCGUUAUAUGUCCCACUCUUCGGUACCCUCAUCAAUCUCGGUCUCUUGUACUGGAAGCGUCACAGCCACCCGCUCAAUUUCGUCCUCCUGUCGACCUUCACCCUCAUGGAAGCCUUCACUCUUGGCGUACUUGUCGCCUUCUUUGAGACCAGAAUUGUCCUGCAGGCUCUGCUUAUCACGCUCGGCGUGUUCCUCGGCCUGACGCUUUUCACUUUCCAAUCCAAGUACGAUUUUAGCGGAAUGGGCCCCUGGCUCUUCGGUGGGCUGGUCGCGCUGAUGAUGACGGGUUUCGUUGGGAUGAUCUUCCCCUUCGGCCGCACGAUGGACCUACUCUUCGCCGUCGGCGGCACGCUGCUUUUUAGCGGAUACAUCGUUUAUGACACGUAUCUCAUCAACCGUAGGCUCUCACCUGACGAGUACAUCCUGGGCGCCAUCAGCCUUUACCUUGACUUUAUCAAUCUCUUCAUCAACAUCCUCCGUCUCCUCAACAAUAUGCAGGAUCGGUAAAUAAAUAAAUAAACCCUAGCCAGCUAAUUCGCCGAUUUCCUCGCACAUCCUCAUGCACUCCGUUGCCGCUUGGUGAAUGUGUCUUAGCUUCAUCUGUACUUUCAAAUACGCUGCUUUGAACUUGCUUUGUACUGGUACUUGAUAAUUGGAUGCCAUUCAGAUCGCC
Messenger RNA from Phanerochaete carnosa HHB-10118-sp, 1046 nucleotides. RefSeq lists its product as uncharacterized. NCBI's taxonomy places the organism in Eukaryota, Fungi, Basidiomycota, Agaricomycetes, Polyporales, Phanerochaetaceae. The coding region runs from base 38 to 880 and encodes 280 amino acids. The transcript is spliced from 8 exons. Gene Ontology annotation, cellular component: membrane. The record is from RefSeq and is a predicted model, not a curated record.